CUUUAUCAACUCAGUUUUAUCAUAGAUAAAGAGCAAAGGAAAUUUACUUAUAGAAAAAUUCAUUUUAUAAAAGUAAAAAUUAGAUCAACUCAAAUAUUUUGUUAGUUAUAAAGUUAAAUGAAUGCUUAAGUUGUGCCUAUUUAGCCAAGAAGCGCAAGAGGAGUUGGCAUGAACUCAUAAAUAUCUUCAUUGUCAUCUUAAAGUCGUUAAUCACAGGAUCAACAAAAUUAGUUAAAUUAAAGGAAUUAAUAAAGCGAUUAAAGAAGAAAUUAAGUAGCAGGAUCGCAAUCGAUUUCCUCAAACAGGAGUUAAGGUGCUAACUCAGCGAGAAAUGGAAAUAGAGCAGGAAGUGUUUUGAAUUCGGAAAGAGGAUCAGAGUUGCCUCUUAAUGUUGGAAGAAAUUAAAGAUCACUUGCUUCUAAUAGAAUUAGUGGAGUCUUAGGAGUAGGUAUAUAAAAUGGGAAUGGAUCAAAUUAUAGUAGGAAUAACUCAUAUUAGAGAAGUUUAUCAUAAUAGUAGAAUAAUAGUCAAAAUAGACCUAAUAGGAUUGCGAGCUUACAGUAUUCAGAAAAUCUAUCAGUUUUCCAUGAAAAUACAUUUGUUAAUUAAAUUUAUAACCAAGAAUGGGAAUACAGAACGUUUGUGCAUUAUUUUGAAUUAGUUUAUCACUAAGUUAUGAUCUGUCUUUUUUCCUUUUUGAUGACAACUGUAUUUUUGUUCAAGAUCUCUUAUGCUAUUCCUAUGGUUCUAUUCUUUGCAUACGAUAUAAUAAGCAUAGUCCGCAGUUCUUAUAGAUUAACACUUUAUUCAUGUUAAAAAAACAGAAUUAAAUGUAGAAUUAUCAUGCUCGAAAUAUUUUGUUUGAUAAUUGCAAAAAUCUUAGCAAUUAUUUAUAUUCAAGCCUAGCUCUUUUAUUCUUUAUUUACGAUGAUACCAAUAAGUGUUUAUUGUUUAUUAAGAAUUAUUAUUUAUAAGUUGGAGAGAAAGAGUGAAGACUGUAAUUCCCUAAUCAACUUUUUCUUAUUAGGCUUUAGAAUAUUUAUUUUAUUAUUGAGCUUUUCAGUCUGCUUAAAAAUGGAUUAAUAUGUUGAUUGGAAUUGGUAAUAAACAUUUUGGUCUUAUUGGAUCAUAUUUUCAGUUAUGGUAGGCAUUGUUUUUGGAUCUUUUCUAAUGUUUUUAAGUAAAUUAUUCUAAGUGUGUUUGAAUGAAGCUUAAACCUUUGAGUUGAAAGGGAUAUUUUGGGCUUUCUUUAAUGUUGCAGGAGUUACUACUGGAUCUUGUUUAUUUCUUUUUGGUGUAAUUGAUUACCUGGAUAAUAACGAAAAAAAUCAGCUGUUAAUUUUUCUUUACUUUGUUAUGGCCUACUUUGCUUUAUAUGUUUUUAUAAGCUCUUAUUGGAGAACUUCAAUUUUGUAUUAUUUAAAAUCUAUGUCAUCUUUUGAUACUGAUUUUGUUAGAAAAUAAUUCUAACAAAAAAUAUAAUAAAAUACCCAAUAAAAUAUCGAUCCUACAUAAGCUAACUAAAAUGCAUAAAAUCAGCAAUUAAACGACAAUGAUAAUGAUUAACAAAAUGACUAAUAAAAUUUAUAGCAAAAUGAAGAAGAUGAAGAUAAAGAAAAAGCUGAGAAUAAAUCUGAUAAAUAAAUCGAGCAACCACUUUUUAUUCCUAGAUUUUUAGAGAAACUUACAAACACUUUCUUCAAAAAAACAGAUCCUAAAAUGAAUCCUAAUGAAUAUUUUAAGCAAAAAUAGAAAGAAAAAUAGUAAAAAGAAGAACAGAAAAAAUAAAAAAUUCAACCAAAGAAGCAACAGCCUAAAAAGGCUAAUAAAAAUGAUGAGUAAAAUAAAUAAAGUUAAAUAGUUUUACAAAACUCUAACAAUAGUAAUACCAAAAAAAAUAUGCUUGAUAAAAACCACGGAAGAUCAGCUUCUUCAAUAGUAUUUGAUUAUAGCAGCUUUUCAUAGAGUUCAGGUAAUAAAUUUGGAUUUGCUAAUGAACUGCUAACUUCACUCAAAAAAGGAGCAAAUAAUAUAAUACAAAAUAUGCCCUUUAAGAGACCUAGCUAAAAUGCCGUCUCUUUAGCAGCAUAAGACAAUAUAAAUAACAAUCAAAACAAUAAUAAUCAAAUUUUACUCCCUUUUACAGAAAGCGAUGAAUUAAAUCUUAAUUAGAACAAAGACAGCAAAGAUUGUGUAUUAGAAUUCGAAACAUAAGAAUCUGAAAGAGAAGAUAUAAAUUAGAAAAAUGGUAUUCCAAGUUAGAGAAAUAAGGAAUAGCAUGUUUCCAUCAUAGAAAAUCCAUUACAAGCAGAAAAUAGCCAAAAUGGAACAAAUAAUACUAAUAAUUAAAUACAAUAAAAUAUCAAUAUUUAAUAAAAUAACAAUAAAAAAUUAUAUUAAAACCAAUUAUUUAAAAAUAAUAAUGAUGAAAUUAAUGACUAAUAACAAGAGUCAUAAUAAAAUUAAGUUGAGUUAAUAUAGCAUAAUAGUGAUGAUGAAGGAUAACUUAACACAAUUAUUGAAGAAAAAAGUAUCCUUGAUUAAACAAAUAACAACAACAUUAUCAGCAAAGCCUAAAAAAGAGAGAGAAAUUUAAGCUAAUGCGAUGCUUACUAAAAUAACUAAGGAAUUCCUUCCAUACAAAACAUUCCAAAUAGUCCUAAAAACUACUAAUUUGGGAAAACAUAGAACAAUCCAUUAAUUAGCAGUUAUAAAAAGAAAGAUGACGAAGUUCUACUUUAAAAUACAAAUGCUAUUGCUAAUAGUAAUAACAGUAAUUAGCAUAGGAGGUUUUUAAGUGCAUAACUUACAUCUUAAAUGAAUUUCAACAGAUAGUUAUCACUUAAAAACGAAAAUUAAGAUUCAACUAAUAAACUUCCAUUACCUCCUUUUGAAGAGGAGAGCUCAAUCUGCGAUCAAUCUUAGUAGAGUAAAUGCUAAUAAGAUCAAAGCUCUAUGAUGUCUUGCAGUAGAAUGGAUAAAUCGACUAACACUUGCUUGGUUUGCUUCGAUAAAUCCCCUGAUUCAGUCUUUAUGGAUUGCGGUCAUGGAGGUGUUUGCUAUGACUGUUCAUUAGAAAUAUGGAAGAAAACUGGUGAAUGUUAUCUGUGCAGAUUGAAAAUAGUUCAAGUUCUCUAAGUAGACUUAAAGAGUAAAGUGUAUGGACUUAUGAAAGUCAUUUCUUCAACUCAAAUGGUACAAAGGGAGGUUGAUGAAAGUGAGCAAUCAUCUCAGCCACCUCUCGAAGAAAUAGAGGAAGAUGUUCAAGAGCAGGAUUGA
Tetrahymena thermophila SB210 is the source of this 3279-nucleotide messenger RNA. RefSeq names its product zinc finger, C3HC4 type (RING finger) protein. The transcript has 10 exons. The record is from RefSeq and is a predicted model, not a curated record. NCBI's taxonomy places the organism in Eukaryota, Ciliophora, Oligohymenophorea, Hymenostomatida, Tetrahymenidae.